Molecule: messenger RNA, 1699 nt
Organism: Paramuricea clavata
Lineage: Eukaryota; Metazoa; Cnidaria; Anthozoa; Malacalcyonacea; Plexauridae
Source: the annotation of a GenBank genome assembly
AUGACUUCAGGGGCGAUAAAUAAUAAACUAGAAGUUCAUCCAACUGUGACGGUAAUGACUGGCAAAGACAACGUUGAUUUCAUUGUGGACACUGGUGCAACAGUUAAUUUAAUGGAAGAAUUUGACUAUCUGCGACUUAAAGAUGUCACCCUGCAAAAGUCAUCAAGGAAAAUAUUCUUGUAUGACAGCGAAAUCCCUCUGACGAUUCUUGGUAAGUUUAAAACUGUUAUUGAAACACAGAAAAAAAUUACCUGCACAGAAUUCUACAUAGUUAAGAAAAAUAUACCCUGGGUGCCAGAGGUUUUUCCACGCUCACAAAAAAGCCCGCAAAAUAUAGCGACGGACGGGUGAGUGGGAAAACCUCUAGAACCAAGCGUGCUAUUUUACUGUUUUGUUUGAUCUCCCGCUAACCAAUCAAAAUGUGUAUAAUCUUCUCAGAAAAGUCGAGACAAAGCGUUUCAAUGGAUUUUUUCUAACAUACUGUAAACAAAGUUUUCAAUUUCACGAAGUGAUUUCAUAGCGUGAUUUUAGCUUCGCUUCUCAACGAGUUUGCCUGUCACACCAGUGAAAAUUAUAUACAAAAACGCUUACCUGAUUAUUUAAAUUGCUGUAUUUAUGGAGAGUCCAUAUCUGUUGAAGGAGGACUUUAUAGAAUUUGGGGGGGGGGACUAAAAAUGUUUUAAUUGUUUUAAUUCUUAGUGAGGCUACUGGUUCGCCAGUAUUAUGCAAAAAAUGUUUGUGUAGCUUGGAACGCUAUAAAAGUACAUUUGAAGAAAUAAGCAACCUGAAAGAAUCUCAUCGGAAAAAUUGUGAAGAAUGGAGUUCCGAAAAUAUGACGCAAAAAUUUGCAAACUCGCCUGGUCAUGGUGUGAAGAGAAUUGCUUCAGUUCCGCAGCGAAUACAAACUGCGAGGCGUUCACUAUUACCAGCUGAUAAUACAACUAUACAUCAAACGUCACAAAUAAGGAAAACACUGUGUUGUCAUUUUGGAGGCAUGUGUUUUAUCGUUAUAAGUACUAUUUACAACAUGAGCAGCCGUGUUGUAUUGGAUAUACAAACUCGAGCCGAAGGCGAGAGUUUGUAUAUCAGAUACAACAAGGGCGCGAAAAAUGACUCAUCUUAUGAGUUCAUUGGCGAAGUAAUUUUAAAAAUAAAUGUCUAAGCCGAGAAAAUCAAAGUUAAAGUUUAUGUAAAUCAACAUGAAUCUGUAUCACAUAUACAGACUCCUUUACGCCCAUGAUUUCUUUUGUGUUUUCUUCAUGAAUUAUUAAUAAGUUUUUAAACUAUAUUUGUGUGCACAUAAGGCAACCAAAUUAAGCAAUAGGUUGAGAACGACAUAUCUCUCCGACAAUCGAUGAUAUAAUUUCUGAAUUAGGGCAAGCCCAAACUAAUGACCCUUUCACCAGGUGCAAUACAUGAUUUAAACUGGUGGUAUACAUCCAUCUUUUCUGCUUAUAACCCUAUUAGUCAUGGUAAACCACAAGUCUAUAUUACUACCGAUGCAUCUUUAACAGGAUGGGGUUGUUCACUUGAUGACGUGAAUGUUGGGGGGAAAUUGGACACCAACAGAGGCAGAAUAUCACAUAAAUUUAGAAAUGCUUGCAGUUUUCUUUGCACUCAAUCAUUUUCUUCACAAACUUCUGACAAACAUGUUAAUGUUCUAAGUGAAAAUACCAUGGCUGUUGCUGGUAUCAAUUAA